Molecule: messenger RNA, 1810 nt
Organism: Oryza brachyantha (malo sina)
Lineage: Eukaryota; Viridiplantae; Streptophyta; Magnoliopsida; Poales; Poaceae
Product: putative protease Do-like 14
Exons: 9
Coding region: 9-1373 (454 amino acids)
Biological process (GO): proteolysis
Molecular function (GO): serine-type endopeptidase activity; protein binding
Source: RefSeq, a predicted model, not a curated record
CCUCCACAAUGCUCCGCGGCGCUCGUCCCCGCCGCGGUGCUGCGCUCCUCCUCGCCGCCGCGGCAGCGGCCUCCUCCUCCGGGGCGCUCGACUACGACCGCCGCGGCGGCGGCGGCUGCGGCGACGGCUCCUCCUUCGGUAUCCACGUCUCGGCAUCGUCGCCGCUCCGUCGUAUGCUCUCAUACGCCGCCGAGGGGAUCCUCCCCGGGGCCGGUCACCUCCUCUCGCCGGGGCUUUCUCCCGCAGAAGGGUUUUCCAUCCUAAAUUCCUUCACAUCUGUGUCAAAUUGGAGUGCAGGGUUUCCUAUCCAAAAUUCCUUCGCAUCUGCAUCAGUUCCGCCCACUAACUUCAGCAACCAGAGCUCUGAUGGAAACUCAGAUGAUUCAAAAUGUUGCGCAGGAUGUAUUGGCCGAAAUACAAUAGCCAAGGCUGCAGCUGCAGUUGGUCCUGCUGUUGUCAACAUUUGUUCUACACAAGAUACUCAUGGAUGGGUUCUAGAGAAGAGCAUUGGAUCUGGAACCAUAAUAGAUCCAGAUGGGACAAUAUUGACAUGUGCCCAUGUUGUUGUAGAUUUUCAAAGCACGAAACCGAUUUUAAGGGGAAAGGUUAGUGUGACUUUGCAAGAUGGUCGUGAGUUUGAAGGCACGGUUCUCAGUGCUGAUCGCCACUCUGACAUUGCUGUUGUUAAGAUCAAACCGAAUACCCCUCUACCAUCUGCAAGUCUUGGAUUAUCAUCUAAACUUCGACCAGGUGAUUGGGUUGUUGCUUUGGGCUGCCCACUUUCUCUUCAAAACACAGUUACAGCUGGUAUUGUAAGUUGUGUUGACCGGAAAAGCAGCGACCUAGGUCUUGGAGGAGUAAGAAGGGAGUAUCUACAAACAGAUUGUGCUAUUAAUCAGGGAAACUCUGGUGGUCCACUUGUGAACCUUGAUGGUGAGAUUGUCGGAGUUAAUGUGAUGAAAGUUUUGGCCGCUGAUGGUUUGAGCUUUGCAGUACCAAUUGACUCUGUUGUGAAAAUAGUGGAGAAUUUCAAGAAAAAUGGGAGAGUUGUAAGACCAUGGCUUGGUUUAAAGAUGCUUGACCUUAACCCAAUGAUCAUUGCACAACUUAAAGAAAGAUCAAGUUCUUUUCCAGAUGUAAAAAAAGGUGUGCUUGUUCCAAUGGUUACACCAGGAUCACCAGCUGAACGUGCAGGAUUUCGUCCUGGGGAUGUGGUCGUUGAAUUUGAUGGUAAAAUGGUUGAGAGCAUCAAAGAGAUCAUUGAUAUCAUGGGGGACAAGAUUGGAGUGCAAUUUAAAGUUCUUGUUAAAAGGGCGAACAAUGUAACUGUUUCUUUGACAGUGAUACCAGAGGAAGCAGAUUCUAGCAGAUGACCCACAAUUAAUCUUCUUGAAAGGUUGAGCAAAGAGUAGAAUUUUUUACAGUACAACUACUUUUUCCUAUAUAAUUUAGUUUAGAUGCCCUAUAAACAUUCUGUCUGAGUUUAACUAAGCAGGGACUAUAGAUGCUCCUUUCCAGGAGAGGAAAACAAGGUGUGAUCAAAUUGCGGUAUGAUAUGGAGUUAGCGAAACAAGUCGAUUUUGUUAAUGGCAUAUGCUUAUGAACUGAGGUUUCCAAGUUUGCCUUGUGUUCCUGGCCUGUGGUUUGCAGCUUGUUUCAUUGUCAGCGUCUCAAAGAACUAUUUUGUCAUUUGGCAAGCUCAGUGUAGCUUGUGGUCUCAUUCCUGUGUCCCUAAAUCUAAAUAAAGCCUUUCCCUCCUAAUCAGUACAUCUUAAUACAAUAUUAAAAUCAUUCAAGACUGCUUGGAAAA